Molecule: messenger RNA, 4085 nt
Organism: Elgaria multicarinata webbii
Lineage: Eukaryota; Metazoa; Chordata; Lepidosauria; Squamata; Anguidae
Gene: TSC1
Product: TSC complex subunit 1
Exons: 22
Coding region: 569-4060 (1163 amino acids)
Biological process (GO): negative regulation of cell population proliferation; negative regulation of TOR signaling; regulation of cell cycle
Cellular component (GO): TSC1-TSC2 complex
Source: RefSeq, a predicted model, not a curated record
CCUAAACAUGCAUAGGAUUCGACUCUUAGAGAAUUAGUUCGCUAUUUGUAUGGAUAUAUGAACUUUGGCCUUCCUCGCCUCUGCAAGCUCCUGGUUGCUGUUUAACACUCACUGUAACUUAUGCAAGAUGGCUGAGGUUAUGGCACCGGGCACCACGUCCUGGAGCACAGCUGGCCAAUCUCCGACAAAUGCCUGACCUUGCCAACCCUUAACACGGGCCCUGGCCAUUUUUUUGUAUCUUGCUCUGUUUGGUGGAUCUUGGGCUUCUAGUCAUAAAACAAAGAUCUGGCAGGCUGGCAGUCUUCCUGACCCUGGAAUAUAACAAGAGUAGAACGUAAGAACAUCAGAAGAGCCCUGCUGGAUCAGACCGAGGGUCCAUCUAGUCCAGCAUUCUGUUGACACAGUGGCCCACCAGCUGGCGACCAGGAACUCACAAACAGGACAUGGGUACAACAGCACCCUCCCGCCCAGGUUCCCCAGCAAUUGGGGAGCACCAAUGAGGAACCCGUAGAAGUUGUGCCUUGUGCGAUCACAGUAGCAUGCCUGUAAGCACAUAGUCCGAAGCAGGAUGGCUCAGCAAGCAAACGUUGGUGAUCUCCUCACCAUGCUUGAUUCUCAAGUCCUGGCUGUCCUGGAAGAUAUAACGGCUGCGUUUAGAGAGAAUCUAAAUUCAGACCGUGGGCCCAUGCUUGUAAAUACCUUGGUAGAUUACUACUUGGCCACCAGUUCUGAGCAAGCACUGUACAUCCUGUCUACCCUUCAAGAGCCACAUGACAAGCACCUUCUUGACAAAAUCAAUGAAUAUAUGAGUAAACCCACCACUCGCCUCUCCACCCUCUCUCUCCUGGGUCAUGUGAUCAGAUGUCAGCCCUCUUGGAAACAUAAGCUUUCUCAAGCACCUGUCCUUCUUUCGUUGCUCAAGUGUCUCAAGACUGAUACGGAUGUAGUGGCCCUCACUACAGGAGUGCUUGUGUUAAUAACCAUGCUGCCAAUGAUCCCCCAGUCUGGGAAGCAGUACCUUCACGACUUCUUUGGCGUCUUUGGCCGCCUUUCAUCCUGGUACUUGAAGAACCCAGGCCAUGUGGCAGAAAUCUACCUAGUCCACCUCCAUGCCAGCGUCUAUGCCCUCUUUCACCGCCUUUAUGGGAUGUACCCUUGCAACUUCGUUUCCUUUCUGCGCUCUCACUACAGUAUGAAGGAAAACCUGGAGACCUUUGAAGAGGUGGUCAAGCCAAUGAUGGGACAUGUGCGCAUCCACCCAGAGCUAGUGACUGGAUCGAAGGAUCAUGAGCUGGACCCUCGAAGGUGGAAGAGGCUAGAGACGCACGACGUUGUGAUCGAAUGUGCCAAAAUCUCCUUGGACCCAGCGGAAGCUUCCUACGAAGACGGCUACUGUCCAGCAUCCCAGCAGUCCUGCUCGCAUUUGCAGCACCGCGUAGCCGACCCCGAUGCCGGCCCUUUCGUUCCUUCACACAGCACCUUCGGAGCUUUGACGUCUACCCCUUCUCGGCUAGCGCUAGCGCAGAUGUCAGGGCAGCUACCUCAGAUUUUGAACUCCCAGUCCUCGUGUCUGUCAACUGAGCCUCAGCAGGUGUCCUUCUGGAGUCCCUCCGCGAUCUGUGGCAUGACCACUCCCCCCACCUCCCCUGGGGUUGCUUUGGAAUCUUCACAAACAUCUUCCCAGCCUGGCAGCAAGUUCUUUAGCACACCCGUUGGGAAAGGAACCCCCUUCGGAACCCCUGCCACCUCACCACCUCCAUCGUGCAUUUCAGACGAGUGCGUUCACGUUUCAGCUUCUUCAGCUACUGCUGCCGCUCUCAAGAAGGAGGACAGAGCAGAUUCUGGGAGGCCUUUGUUAUCCCGGCAGCAAAAUAUCGUAAACAAUGUGAGAACUUUGGACUCCCAUGGCAGUAAAAGUUCGGUAACUUUAAGUGAUCUACCCGGCAUCUUAGGUGACCUGGAGGCCUCUUUUGAAGACAGCGGGGAAAAGGACCGAGAGGAAGAUGCCAUAUCAAAGGAGAUCUCCGAGAUCACGACAGCGGAUGCUGAGCCCGUGGUGCCUCGGGGCGGUUUUGACUCCCCUUUUUACCACUCCACCGAGAGUCUCUCCGGCUCCAAGAAAUCCCAGUCGGCAGCCUCCAGCACUCAGGGCCAGAUCCUGAACUCCGAGCCCCUGGCGUCAUCCUUUCCAGACCAGCCUGGAGGCGAGAGCCUGCAGGAGACCCCUAAACAAGCCUUCACGCCUAUAGACCGGCCGUGCCGGGAUUAUCCCGCCAGCCACCGGGAAAGCCAGGCGUCUCUGGAGUCCAGCCUUUUCACCCCCAGUCCCUGCAAGUUUCCGGCCCGCAAGAGAACAGGGGCCGGGAGUGAGCAGCAGCCUCGCGAUUACGAGCACCUGUUUGAGGUGGCGUUGCCAAAGACGGCCUACCUGUUCGUCACCGAAAGGACGGAAGAGCUGCUGAAGAAAGCCAAGGCGUGUCCAGAUGAAGACGGCGCUUUCUCCACCUCCCCUUUGGAAGUGCUUGAUAGGCUGAUUCAGCACGGAGCAGACGCCCACGGCAAAGAGCUCAACAAACUACCCUUGCCAAGCAAAUCUGCCGACUGGACUCACUUUGGAGGUUUCCCCCCUUCCGACGAGAUCCACACUCUCCAAAACCAGCUGCGAUUACUGCACAACCAGCUGCUGUACGAGCGCUUCAAGAGGCAGCAGCACGCGGCCCGGAACCGGCGCCUCCUGCGGAGAGUCAUCAAGGCGGCCGCCCUGGAGGAGCACAACGCGGCGAUGAAAGACCAGCUGCGGCUUCAGGAGAAGGACAUCCAAUCCUUGAAGCUCAGCCUUCAGAAGGAGCAGGCCAAGAUCCGCCACUUCCAGGAAGAGCGCGACCGCAUGCUUGCCCAGCUCCACAGCCAGAUCCGCCAGCUGCAGCACGAGAGGGAGGAGUACUACAACCAGAGCCAGGAACUGAAGACCAAGCUGGAAGACUGCUACAACAUCAUUGCAGAUCUACGGUUGGAGUUGAAGAAGGCCAACAAUAAAGUCUGCCACACAGAGCUACUUCUGAGUCAGGUUUCUCAAAAGCUUUCUAAUAGUGAGUCAGUCCAGCAGCAGAUGGAGUUCUUGAACAGGCAACUUCUGGUGCUGGGAGAAGUAAACGAACUGUACUUGGAACAGCUGCAGCACAAGCACGCAGACACGACGAAGGAAGUAGAAAGUAUGCAGGCAGCCUUCAAAAAAGAGUUGGAGAGAGCCAAGUAUUGCGUUCAGCAGCAGAGCCAACAUUUGGAGGCAUCUCAGAAGCGGAUCGUCGAACUGGAAUCUCAGCUCACAAAGAGAGACCACCUCUUACUAGAGCAGAAGAAGUACUUGGAGGAUGUGAAGGUUCAAGCCAGGGGCCAGCUCCAAGCCGUCGAGAGCCGGUACAAGGCGCAGAAAAGGAUUACUCAGGCAUUUGAGUUGGAGAUCUUGGAUCUGUACGGUCGCCUGGAGAACGACAGGGUGCCGAGGAAACUGGGGGAGAACAAAACGGAGCCAGCCGAAAUGGCAGAAGAAAGGCCGUCUGGCGGGAAGGAAAGUAGCACCGUCUCCGUCUCCGGACGCAAUGAAGAAGCGAUCGACCGGAACGGCGAGACCAAACUUCCCAGUGCCCGGGGCAGCGGUAACAGCAGCAGCGGCAGCAGCGAGGUCUCCACCCCCGAAAAGCCGCCUCCCGGCCAGAGAGCCGGGCAGUUCAACAACCGCUGGGAAACGUCCGUGCUGCUGGAAGCCUCCCCCAGCGGCGGCCCGCUGACCGUGGGCUCCUUCCCCAGCUCCGAGAGCUUCCUGGGCAUGAAGGCGCGGGAGCUGUUUCGCACCAAGAGCGAGAGCCAGUGUGACGAAGACGGCGUGGCCAUCAAUAGCCUUUGUGACACUUUAAAGACGGAACUGUGUAAAGACCCGAGCAUGGAGGCCAGAGCCCCUCCCAGCCCGGAGGACUCGCCCCCCUCCCCCAGGAAUCAGGAAAGCAGUGUUGGACAGCUUCAUAUAAUGGACUACAAUGAAUCUCAUCAUGGGCAUAGCUAAAAUGGAAGAGAAUCUCAACCCCCCC